Messenger RNA from Raphanus sativus (radish), 1341 nucleotides. Its product is annotated as pumilio homolog 18. The transcript has a single exon. NCBI's taxonomy places the organism in Eukaryota, Viridiplantae, Streptophyta, Magnoliopsida, Brassicales, Brassicaceae. The record is from RefSeq and is a predicted model, not a curated record. Gene Ontology annotation, molecular function: mRNA binding. Gene Ontology annotation, cellular component: cytoplasm. Gene Ontology annotation, biological process: post-transcriptional regulation of gene expression. The coding region runs from base 145 to 1209 and encodes 354 amino acids.
UCAAAUGUACUAGCCUUAGUAUUACUUGCUUUGUAAGCUGUAACUAGGAAAACAAGACCCUAUAAAUACACAUCGUUACACCCACAGAUCUCAACACCUUCUCAAGAUAUCACACAAAGAGUAAAAUCUCAUUCGGAAGAAUCAAUGGCAAACAACAACAAUCCGUUUUCAAUGUCAACAAUGCUCAAUUCUUUACAAGACACCGAGAAGAAGAAUCCGGCGGUUCCUCCUCCUCCUCCGCCGUAUGGCGUCGUCACCCUCGCCACUCCUCCGGGAUACGCUCCACCUCCACCGACCUAUCAUCCAUGCCCUUGCGGAUUCUGCGACGAGACGCCUUCGCAGUGGAUGUUCCGUUUGAUGACCAGGAGCGAAGAAGAAGACGCUGCGUAUCCGUUCAAGGAGUUCAUCUCGAAGCUGAGCAAAACAGAUCUUCAAGGGAUCGCGUCUUUGCUGACGUCAGACCCCGACUACUUCUUGGCCAUCGCAAGAAACAAGAACGGCUCCAACCGCCUUCAGAGACUCAUCGGAAAAUCGGACGACGUGGACGAGCUAAUCUGCGCCGCUAUCUUGUACCGUUUCCUCCACGUCAUGACGGACAAGCACCCGUCCUACGUGGCGACGCGGGGGUUGCGAGUGUUCGCCGGGAAGAAGAAAGAGUUCUUGUGCGAGGAACUCAUCCGCAACGCGCUUCUCAUCGCGCGUGACCGACACGGCUGCGUCGCGCUCAACGAGAUGCUAACCGACUUGGACCAUCCUUACUACAGGAACCAGCUGCUGGACGUGGUCGCGCACGACGCUCUCUCGCUAAGCCACGAUGCCUCGGGCAACUUUGUGAUACAGCACGCGCUUAAACUAAACGAUCCGCGAACCACGCGCAACGUCGCGCUCAGUCUACGUGGCCACUGUAUCGAUCUGUCGUUUAAGAAGUAUGGGAGCUACAUAGUGGAGCGGCUUUUGGACGCGAACGAGUCGGUGGCUGUGGUGGUGAUGGAGCUUGUGGAGAGCGAUGGAGACAGGCUGAUGAGGCUGGCGAGGAGUGAGUUUGGGAAUUACGUGAUUGCCAAGGCAUUGAGAGUCACGCAGAAGAGGAUGGCUAGGGUUGAACUGUUUCGUGAUUUGGUGCAGAAGCUCAUGCCUUUUCUCACUUUCUUGCGCAAAUCUCGUGGAAGCAACAUUGCAGACUUCUUGGAGUCGGUUCGUGAAAACUGAAGUAGCUUAGCUUUUGUCUUAAAGUAGUUAACGAAAUCUCGUAGAAGUUUUUUUGUGUGUUUUGAAGUUUUCAGCUACUGUUUUGUGUAAUGAAUAGUCUGAUUUGUUUUCAGUAAAAUCGUUCAAAAACUA